AUGGAGAAUUCAGCAGAUUUGGAGUUGAAGAAUCUGAUGAAUGAGCUAACACAAGGGAGAGAACUGGCUAAGCAGCUACAGAUUAGUCUCAAUACUUCGUCUUCUUCAGAUGAAACUUGCGAAUUCUUGAUUCAGAGAAUCAAAAAUACGUAUGAGAAAGCUUUAUCGAUGCUCAACAAUGAUGAUGGCGAUGAUCUUGAUCGAGAAUUCAAGGAAUAUCAGAACACAACUAGGAAGAGAAAGGCUAUGCCUACGUCCACCAAGAAAGUUCAGUUAUGUCCAGGGACAGGACUGGAAGAACAGCUUGAUGAUGGCUAUAGUUGGAAAAAAUACGGGCAAAAAGACAUCCUUGGAGCCAAAUAUCCGAGAGGCUAUUAUCGAUGCUCACAUGGACGUGGUAAAGGUUGCAUAGCUACGAAGAAAGUUCAAAGAUCCAACAACGAUCCAACGGUUAUCGAAAUCACUUACAUAGGAGAGCACACAUGCAACCAUGUUUCUAGUUCAAAUCCAACUCCAACAUUACCUGAAAAUUACAUCUUCCCAGAUACUAACAACCAAUCUUUUCAAAACUUCAACAACCUUUCACCAUCAAGCAUUAAUCCCGAGAGUUACAUCUUUCCUAAUGCUAUGAUGGAUAACUACGUUUUGGGUACAUUCAUGUCUCCUACACCUUCUGAAUCAAACUAUUUUGCGAUUUCACCUACCCUUACGAGCAAUUAUGGAGGAAACCACAAUGCUCACGCCACACAAUCUGAAGUGAUCACUCCAUUCACUUCCUCAGUUACAUCUUCGGGUAUAAACUCUCCCGUCGUUGGUUUAGACUUUCCAUUUGCUCCAAAAGAGAUUGACUCGAACUUUCCCUUCGGCAGUCUUGGAUUCUUUCCUUAA
Messenger RNA from Fraxinus pennsylvanica, 888 nucleotides. NCBI's taxonomy places the organism in Eukaryota, Viridiplantae, Streptophyta, Magnoliopsida, Lamiales, Oleaceae. The record is from the annotation of a GenBank genome assembly.